This is a messenger RNA of Cyphellophora attinorum, 1188 nucleotides long. Its product is annotated as putative peroxisomal-coenzyme A synthetase. The record is from RefSeq and is a predicted model, not a curated record. Gene Ontology annotation, biological process: fatty acid metabolic process. The transcript has a single exon. Gene Ontology annotation, molecular function: medium-chain fatty acid-CoA ligase activity. Lineage: Eukaryota; Fungi; Ascomycota; Eurotiomycetes; Chaetothyriales; Cyphellophoraceae. The coding region runs from base 1 to 1188 and encodes 395 amino acids.
AUGUCUACCCUGACGACUGAUGCACUUCUCGCCUCCCAUUACCCCGGUAUUAUCAUUCCACGCGAUGAGGACUCAAUAUCUUUCUCGCAUAUCCAAAUCAUCAGACUCGUCAACAAAUUCCAGCGUUCACUGCUCAAUAUCGACAUCCGCUCCGAUGACACGAUUGCCAUUGUACUCCCUCCAUCGAUGGAGUUCCUUGUCUCACUACUGGCAGCCACUUCCGGCAGCGUGACUGUCGCGCCCUUGGACCCGGAGUACUCCCAAGCAGACUUUGAAACCGUCUUCAAGGAGAUUCGACCGUCAGCGGUGCUGCUGGCUGCUGGAUCGUUGCGAGAACAUACGCCUGCCGUCGCGGCGGCUUUGGCUUGUCGAGUGCCCAUUGCUGAAGUGAGCUUCGAUCUCAAGUCCGUCACGGUCUGCGAGUUCAUACGAUUGGGCCGGCGGAGGAGUACGGAUGCGUCAGUCUCAUUCUCAAAGCCGAAUCGCAAUGACACCGCUAUACUUCUUCACCACAGCAGAGCUUCGGGCAGGGAGCUGCGAUGCGCGCGCUUCUCGCAUUCGCAGUCGAUUUCAAUCUGCCAACGGAUUGAAGCAGCACACAACUUCGGACCUGCCGAUCGAGGCAUGCUAAUCACGCCAGUACAUCAAGCUCAUGGUCUGUUCCUUGGUCUGCUCGGACCGCUGCUUGCCGGUAGCUCCGUGAUUAUUCCGAAAGCAUUCUCGGCACAAACGUUCUGGACGGACUGCAUGUUUGACUACGCUACAUGGUACACAGCGGAGGCGUGCACUCAGCAGGAGAUUGAGAAGUUGCCGUACCCACAACUCUUGUCCUCUGUGCGAGUCGUGAGCUCUGACAGGCUGGCUGAGAUCAUGGAGGAAUGUCUGCAAGAAACAGAGCCGGAUGACCAAGAAGACGAAGAGGCUGUUGAGAAAGACAGUCUAGCCUUGCAGUGCGAGGCUGGAACCACGCUGCAAUGCAUCGGACGAAGGUCAUGUAUGAAGGGAUCGAGUACGAGAUCAUCUGGGAAGAAGGUGCGGUUCGCCACCUUGGCCGAUGAGAUCCAGUCACGGGUGAUCACUUCUCCCGGAGUUCCGGACAUUCGGUCGAUGCUUCAGUCAUGGUUUGCGGUGCAGGCGUUGACGCAUUUGACGCAAGUGUAUAGUAGCUUCCAGCGGGUUCAGGUAUAG